Parasteatoda tepidariorum (common house spider) is the source of this 916-nucleotide messenger RNA. The record is from RefSeq and is a predicted model, not a curated record. NCBI's taxonomy places the organism in Eukaryota, Metazoa, Arthropoda, Arachnida, Araneae, Theridiidae.
AAAAUCAAACUCUUUUUUAAACUUAUGUUGUUAAUAGAAAUUUGUUUUAAACUUUAUUUAAAACUUUUUUUUUCAGGUACAUUUGCAGUGAAAGUGAUUGGUUUAUCGGCGAAAAGUUCAUGCAUUCAAAGUCGGCAUGUAUGUCCAUAUUGUUCAUACAGCACUUAUUAUUCUACUGCUCUAAAUAAACAUGUUCGAACGCAUACUGGAGAAAAGCCUUUUGAAUGUGAUGUUUGUAAGAAAAAAUUUAGUCAAAAGCACUCAAUGUUGUCUCAUAAGUAUAAUAGACAUUAUUCUGAAAGCUUAUACUGCUUCUUUUCAGGCACAUUUGUAGUGAAAAUGAUCGACUCAUCGCUGACAAGUUCAUUGAUUCAAAGUCGACAUUUUUGUCCAUAUUGUCCCUACAGUACUUAUUAUUCCACUGCUCUAAAUAGACAUGUUAGGACACACACAGGAGAAAAGCCAUUUGAAUGUGAUGUUUGUGAGAAAAAAUUUAGUCAAAAGCACUCAAUGUUGACUCAUAAGUAUAAAAGACAUUUUUCGAAAUCUCAGUCAGGCAAUAGUUUUACACAAUAAGUGCAAAAUGUUUUUAACAUUUAAAUAUAUUGAAAAAAAAUUUUUUAUAUAUAAACAAACAUUAUUGGCUGCUAUAAUUUAAAGUAAAAUGUCUUUUAGAUGGAAUUUUGUAAUUAUAUUUGUUUUUAAAAUAGUAUGUUAUUUAAUAGUGUAGUCAUAGGCGUAGUGUGAGAACACUUUUGUUUAUAGGUAAGUGUUUGUUUAUUUUAAGUUUUAUAUAUAUAGACCUAUUUAUUUUUUUAUAUGUAUGCAUAUUUGUAUAUUAAAGAAGGUAUAAAACUUAAAAUAGAUGAACAGUUAUCUAAAAACAAAAAGUGUGCCCCCUCAUGCUGCACUUAUG